Chaetomium globosum CBS 148.51 is the source of this 2499-nucleotide messenger RNA. RefSeq lists its product as uncharacterized. The record is from RefSeq and is a predicted model, not a curated record. Lineage: Eukaryota; Fungi; Ascomycota; Sordariomycetes; Sordariales; Chaetomiaceae. Gene Ontology annotation, biological process: DNA-templated transcription; regulation of DNA-templated transcription. Bases 1 to 2499 code for a protein of 832 amino acids. The transcript is spliced from 5 exons. Gene Ontology annotation, cellular component: nucleus. Gene Ontology annotation, molecular function: DNA binding; DNA-binding transcription factor activity, RNA polymerase II-specific; zinc ion binding.
AUGGCUCAGCCCUACGAACCCAGAGCGGUAACACCGCUACCUCGCAUACCGCUAGCCCCCAUGCCGCGGCCCCAAGUUAGCAUCGAACGCCUUCCCACACGCCGCAUGAGUAACGAACCCCGGGAAUCCAUGAAUUGCAAAUCGUGUCGGAAGCGCAAGAUUAAAUGCAACCGGCUCCGUCCCGCUUGCGAGGCAUGUCAGGUUUUCCAAUGUCCGUGUAUAUAUGAUGCCGUUCCUAAGAAAAGAGGUCCAAAAACCGACGUAUUGGAAGCUCUCCUGAAGAGGGUGGAUGGGCUGGAAGCUCGACUAAAAGACAAGAAGGCGGAUGCCGAGGCAGAAGGCUCUGAAAGUGCUGUGGUAGACGCCCCUGAAGCAUCCACCUCGACUCAAUCGGCGUCAAACGCGGCACCUGGGGCGACAACCGAUGCUGGCCAAGAAACUCAAGACACGAUCGUAUUUUCCCCAGCCCAGUCAAGAUAUGCGCCUCACCCGAGUGGCUACCAGUCCGCGGUAAAACUUAGCGAGGAGUAUGCAGCGAAGUCGAGGUUGGAGAUAGAUACGGACGACCCAUCCGUGGACGCGUUGCAGGCUCUCGUGCUUCUUGUAACGGCAUUUACAGCCUCGGGGAAGGGGAAAAAGGCGUACAUGUUGCUGACAAGCGCUGUUGGUAUGGCCAUGGCUUUGGAGCUACAUCGGGAGUUGGACAUGAACGCCCGUGUUACACCAAUCGAACGGGAAAGCCGCCGAAGGUUAUUCUGGACUUGUUACCUUCUUGAUCGUUUCAUGUCCUGUGGCUCGAAGCGCCCGUCCCUCAUCUCGGACCGGGCCAUACUUUUACGACUCCCAUGCUGGUUUCCGAGCCCGAAUUCGAUACCCAUGGAGGGUGACUUUUUUCAAAGCUACACGAACCUCCAGCAUCUACAAGGUGGGGGCAAGAAGGCCCAGGGAAGUAACGGGAUGCUUAUCGACAUCUGCCGCAUACUCGGCACGACAAACCAGUACCUGGCAGCUGGCGGGGUCAAGGGCGACUCCCAUUUUCCCUGGCACUCGCUAUCCAACCUCUCUAAGAUCCGCCAGGACUUGGAUGUGUGGGCGUCGGGAACAGAGGACGUCUUUUCCAGCGUGGAAUCGCUGUUUGGGCAGCCGGAUUCUACGGUGCUCGUGCUCAGCAAGCUGAUCUAUCAUCUUAUCCACUGUCUCAUCUACCGCCCCUUCCUGCCCAUCGACCUGGCGGAACUGGCAGGGACCGGGCAACACCAAUCUUGGCAGAUCGAGGCCACAAAUAUGUGCUUUCUCCACGCGAACGCCAUUGCGGAGCUCGUGGAACUCGGAAAACAAACAGCGUCAGUUGAGUGGCCUGCCUUCGUAGGAUACUGCAUCUGUACGGCCGGCACAGUACACAUACAUGGCACUCAUUACAGCCGGAUAGGAUCAGCCGGCGACAUGAACGUGUUCAGAUCCUCGACCGAUUUCCUAUCCAGGGAGAUGCAGCAGCUGAGCGAGCUACGAUACGCGUGGGCGAGCGUUCAACACCAGCGCGAGACGCUACAGGGGAUUUACCACGCACAUUCGGAGCUCGUCAAGAGCCUCUCCCAGAGUCCCAUGCGGUACUCGCCGGUAUUCACCCUCGAAGACUUCUUCGACAGAUAUUCCAACAUUGGGGGGCCAGGUGGGCAAAGCUUUAGCUUCGAUUCGGCGAAUCUAAGCCUCGCCGAUGUUGUGGUGGACUUCACAACCGAUACAUAUCCAGGCCACGGCCUGUACGCACCCCGGGCCAGCCCCUCGGAUCCCGGACCGUCUCGGCCAAACAAGAGGAAGAACACGGCCCCAUCAGGCCGCCCGAGGCCGGACCUCAAGAAUCUAAUGUCCCUCAACAACAUGAAGCCCCCGCCCGCACCGUCGUUAUCCACGCCGUCGUCCGCCAAUCGACCGCUCUUCUCACCGGGUUCACUACCACCCCAGCCAUCACCCGGGAUCCUACACACGCCGACCUCGGUUAAUCCGGCUCACGGGUCCCUCCAACAAAAUCGCCGGCUGAGCAUGUCGCAGAGUUCGGUGGCCGGCAACACUAACGGAGACCUCCUCCCGAGCUUCUCGCUCGGUAACGGCGCGGGCAGCCAGUCGGCCGAUCUACCCCAUGGAUUCCCCAGCAUGGGAAACGGUGGCUUCAACCCGUCCUUUAACUUCGGCCAGCUCCCCGGAUCCACACCCGGUCCCAGCGGCGCGCCGCAGAACUUCGACCCCAUGUUUGGCGGGAUACCCACCAAUGCCUUUGGCACGCCUACCCCGUGGCACGGCGACGAAAAUGGGAGAGCUGCGGGUGUAGGGACUACGCCUAAGGAUACGAGCCCGAAUGAAAGCGCAGCCACGACGGGGCCGGGGGAAGAGAAGGAUCCGUUCCUGAGCUUGCUGGAGCAGCUGGCCGAGAGCGAGUCGUUUAUGGGCGGCGGGGGAAAUGAGUUGGAGUUCUUUUUGAAUGGGGCGCCUAAUUCGGGGUGA